Neofelis nebulosa (Clouded leopard) is the source of this 1884-nucleotide messenger RNA. RefSeq names its product EDAR associated via death domain (gene EDARADD). Gene Ontology annotation, molecular function: protein binding. Bases 289 to 933 code for a protein of 214 amino acids. The record is from RefSeq and is a predicted model, not a curated record. Gene Ontology annotation, biological process: signal transduction. The transcript has 7 exons. Lineage: Eukaryota; Metazoa; Chordata; Mammalia; Carnivora; Felidae.
GGUUCCUGCCAACCAACUUUAGAAAUAAUUCCAUGUUCGUGAGAAGUCUGCAAGAACCACAAACCAAACCUCAAAAUAGAUUCGAAGAGAAAAUACUCCUAGAAAAAAUUUCCCUUCCUAUCAGAAGCAGACCAGAAGGAAGCUUACGUUCCCACUUACAAGUUCCCCAGAAAGCUUCAUCUAGAAGGUUGUUACUUUCUUCAGACACACAGCGGGUCACUCUUUUCUGAGGCUCUUGCCUCUUCCAUGGCCUCUUCCAGAGACUAAGACACCAAUCUGGAGAGCGCCAUGGGCCUCCGGACCACUAAACAGAUGAGGAGAAGCACAAAACAAGCCUCUGGUCACCACGAGGAUCAUAUGGCAAAGGAGCCAGUGGAAGACACGGACCCUAGCACUUUAUCCUUUAACGUGUCAGACAAAUACCCCAUUCAAGAUACAGGACUCCCUAAAGCUGAGGAGUGUGAUCCAAUUACUUUGAACGGCCCAACAAAUUCUGAUGCGCCACAUGAGGGAGAAGAAAACGGCUUUCCAGACAGUACUGGAGAACCCCUUUCAGAUAUAAGCAGAGGCGAGUCCUGCAAGGAGGACUGCACUUGUUCUGCCUGCUUGCUCCGGGCCCCCACCAUAAGUGACUUACUCAAUGAUCAGGACUUACUAGACGUCAUCAGGAUAAAGCUGGAUCCGUAUCACCCGACAGUAAAAAACUGGAGGAAUUUCGCAAGCAAAUGGGGCAUGCCCUAUGACGAACUGUGUUUCCUGGAGCAGAGGCCUCAGAGCCCCACCUUGGAGUUCUUGCUCCGGAACAGUCAGAGGCCGGUGGGCCAGCUGAUGGAGCUCUGCAGGCUCUACCACAGGGCUGACGUGGAGAAGGUCCUGCACAGAUGCAGUUUGUUGAAUCAUCUUCAGAAUGUAAUGACACUCUGGGCCUACUAGUGUUAAAAAAAUCGUUCCCUCCGAAACAUUGUAACCGAAACAUAUAUGACUACAUCCGCCCCAAGAAGUGAGGAGAAACGUUCACCCAGUUUGUUGCAUGAUUUCCUGCUUGCGAAUUCACACUCCACUUCCGAGCCCUGUACGCUUGGGUAUAAAUGGAUGAGAGCAAGUCUUGCUUCUUCGGGGUCUAGAGACGCCCGUGUUGGGGGUCCCUGGGUGGCUCAGUUGGUUGAUCUUCCGAGUCUUGAUUUCGGCUCAGAUCAUGAUCUCACAGUUCGUGGGGUCGAGCCCCGAGUCGGGCCCUGUGCUGGCGGGGUGAAGCCUGCUUGCGACUCUCCCUCCCUCUCUCUGCUCCUCCCCACUCACGCUGUCUCAGUCUCUCUCAAAAUAAAUAAAUAAAAACUUAAAAAAAAAGAAAACAUUUAUAGAGAAGCCUAUAGCCGUGGUGCCCCGGCUGGAGCCUUGGACAGGUGGGUGCCGCAGCUGGGGAACUCAUCACCUGGACGCCCACAGCAGAGGGCGGCCUGUCGUCUGUCCUCCUGGGGCUGUGCUUAGCUGAGUAUGCCUGUAGAAACGAACACCACCCUUCAACUGAAGUGAUCAAAGCAGUCAACGGUGCAACUCGAGAUGAAAUGGUUGAGUUAUUAACCCCUUUGGGAAUGUAAAAAAGGGUAGCUUCUCACAGCUUCCCAAGCUGAGCCGUGCCCUUCUGUGUGCCAUGACAGCUGGCCAUUCCUUUGAGGCAUGCCUUCAGAGGCUUCUGGGAGGACGCAUCGUCAGCUGAUAAAGGCAAUGCUUUUAAACUACUGAAUUUUUGUGAUACUCUAUUUAUAUACCUUAAUGGCAUGCUUUUUAGGCUGCCCUCAUUUUGAUCCCUCGUAUGAUUUCGUAUUUGUCUUAUAAAUAACUAAAGAUUAUUGUGACUAUAAUAAUGGGUACUACAAAAUUAGA